Molecule: messenger RNA, 539 nt
Organism: Heteronotia binoei (common prickly gecko)
Lineage: Eukaryota; Metazoa; Chordata; Lepidosauria; Squamata; Gekkonidae
Product: angiogenin-like
Exons: 1
Coding region: 1-471 (156 amino acids)
Molecular function (GO): nucleic acid binding
Source: RefSeq, a predicted model, not a curated record
AUGCUGUUUUUGUCAUUCUUGAUAGUGGAGGGCAAGAUGACACCCUGUUAUUUGCUGCUCCUGUGGCUGGUGGCCGAAUUGUUGCCCGGAUCCUCCUGCGGCAACAACCCCCGCUAUGAGAAGUUCCUGAACCAGCACCGAGACGAUCCCAGGAGCAGUUUCCACGGCCGGUACUGCGACACCCUGAUGCGCAGCCGGGGCCUCACCAGGCCCGAGUGCAAGGAAGUGAACACCUUCAUCCAUGGCUCCAAGAGGCAGAUUCGGGCAGUGUGCAGUCAAGGGGGCGUUCCUGAUGGGCAGCUACAGCGCAGCCGGCAGCCAUUCCGGGUCACCAGCUGCACCCUGAGGGGCGGCUCCGUCCGCCCGCCCUGUGAGUACAAAGAGAACACCUCGCCCAGGUACAUUGUCAUUGGCUGUGAAGACGGCUGGCCCGUCCACUAUGACGAGAGCCGGAUCGUCACCACUGUCUGAAGCUGAGGAGAAGAACCCUGCGGCUUAAGCCAAUGGCACUGCCCCCUUGUGGCAUUCAACACUACUUG